AGGUCAGUUCCUGGCCAGCAGGGGGCGGUAUCUCUCCACAGUGACGUCAUCACUGCUUCGCCGGGCGGGAUUUCCGCAAUAAUAAUAUCAUCCAGUAUGGCGAAGACUUACGACUAUCUGUUUAAACUACUGCUAAUCGGAGACUCCGGCGUCGGGAAGACCUGUGUCCUCUUCAGGUUUUCAGAAGACGCCUUCAACUCCACGUUCAUCUCCACCAUAGGCAUUGAUUUCAAGAUCAGGACGAUAGAGCUGGACGGCAAGAAGAUAAAGCUACAGAUAUGGGAUACGGCUGGUCAGGAGCGUUUCCGAACAAUCACAACAGCCUACUACAGAGGAGCAAUGGGCAUCAUGCUCGUCUACGACAUCACCAACGAGAAGUCUUUUGACAACAUCAAGAACUGGAUAAGGAACAUAGAGGAGCAUGCAUCAUCUGAUGUUGAGAAGAUGGUCCUUGGCAACAAGUGUGACAUCAACGACAAGCGGCAGGUGUCCAAAGACAGGGGGGAGAAGCUCGCGUUAGAGUAUGGAAUAAAGUUCAUGGAGACCAGUGCAAAGGCCAACAUCAACGUGGAAAAUUCAUUUUUGACACUCGCCAGAGACAUCAAAUCAAAAAUGGACACAAAAUUGGAGGGCAACACGCCGCAGGGGAGCAGUCAUGGAGUCAAGAUCUCCGAGCCUCAGAAAAAGACCAGCUUCUUCCGCUGUAGCCUACUCUGAGGACCGAGGCCUUCGACACUGGCUGCCAGCUGGCUGGACAUAAAUGGACUGUGCUUGCUCUCAGCACUUCCUUCCCCUUCCUUCUUUCUACCCAUCCAUGGCCUGUCCUCCCAGUCCACACAAACCAUUAUAUUCCCAGUAAGGGGAGGACUUCCCUUCCUCUCUUCCUCUUCUGAAAGCUUCCAGUGGUGCAUCUCUUCCAUUUAAAGGAGAUCCGUUGUCUUCAUGGGUCAGAGUGCUUUGACUGGUAGAGGACUCCGCCAGGAGCAUUGUCCAGAUGUUAAUGUCAAGGUUUUGGGAUUGCAAAUACAAAUGUGAUAUUUAGAUCUAUUUUUAUUAGUGCCCUUUCCCCUUUUAAGUGAUAAAUGUCAACCAGAGACCGAUAGGCUUGAACUUUAGAGAAACAGAGUUGCGCAUACUUUCAUUUUCUUUUCAGGAGUUGAGAAUCAUAUCACGCAUCAGGCAGUCAAGGAUCAGAGAGGAAAUUGGAUUGUUUGGGUUUCCAUUUGAGUUCUGCUCUUUGGUUUGCAUGUAGUCCUUGACAAUCAUUUGAUGCGACUUAAAACGCGUGUUUCAUCUUGUCCUGAUCAUUACAUACUGCCACACACAGCUUUCAAGUGUUGGAAGACAGUUUGACAACACAAGGCCUAAAAAUAUAAUUCAGAUCUCUGCCUCUGUAGAUAAACGUCUGCUUUCAAAUUAUCAGCAGAACAUUGGCGAGGUGACGUGUUUCUGCGUAGGCUUUCUCUGGCGUAGUAACCUGCAGGCAAAUAUUGUACAAUGUGGUGUGAAAGUAAUAAUGUGCUACCCAUAUGUAAGUACGCUAUUUAGGAAAAUAUCAGAAUGUGCACGUUGUCUAAUAUAAAUAAUCCUACAAAUUUGAGCACAGUUUAAUAAGAUAGGGCUGCAUUUAGAGGGUUUUUUUAUCAUUGAUUAUUCUUCCACUUAUUUUCUUGAUUAAUUUGUUUGGUCUAUAAAACGUCAGAAAAUAGUGAAAAUUGCCUGUUAAAGUUUCCUAAAGCCCAAGAUGACAUCUUCAAAUGUCUCAUUUUGUCCUAUCAACAGUCCAAAACAUUCAGUUUACUAUCACAUAAAACAAAGAAAAGCAGCAACUCCUCACAUUUCAGAAGCUGGAACUGGCGAAUGUUUGUUGUUUUUGCUUGAAAAUUGACUUAACUCGAUUAUCGAAAUAGCUGCCAAUUUAUUCUCUCUCAGUUGACUGCUUGUUUCAGCUCUCAAUAAGAUUACUCCAAAGUGUUGCCUUUAAUUUGACUUGAAGGUUUUGUUGCAGCUCUGAUUCACGGUCAAGCUAAAUGACGUCUCCGGAUAUUUGAUCAGCAAAUAAAAUCCCUCUUGAAGUUUCGCACUGUAAGCCCCUUCUCCCCUUCCUGCUAUCCACGCAGCUCUCCUUGCACUUUACCAGUAACUCGUGUUUUGUGUGUAGUCUGUGCCAGGUGAUAGUUUUGCAAUACAAUUACUUAGUUAAACAAACGUUUGGAGUCUUGGUAAUAUAAUGGGCAUAUAAUUCCUAAAAUAUUUUACUACACCUACUUCUAAAUCUCCUUUGCUAUUUCACUGCUAGUGAUCCACUGUCCUGGUGUUGGUUCACUGAAAAACAUUGCCCUUAUGUGCUUAUAUAUAUUUAUAAAACGGAAAAAGAAUUAGCAAGCCUCUGUUACUAUGCUACUGCCCUGUCAAAUUAUAGUUUAAAAGUGAUGUUUUCUUGGCUUCUUACAUGAACGCUGGCUUAACCGAAGCUGCAAGGUGGUCCCAUUAGUAUUAUUGUACACUUUCUAUCGUGUGUUUGUGUUGUUGGAUUGUGGCGCUUUAGUUUGACCACUAGGUGGCACCACAGGCACAGUAUGCACUGUAGGUCACCACCCGAAUUUAAUAUUUUAAUCAGUAUUUUAUUAAGAGCCACAGUGAACUAGUGCGAUUCAAACAUGUACCCACUGUUUAACAUAGAUGUUGAGUCUCAAUCUAUUUCCACUGUUCCUCAUGUUUCAUUCCUUCAUGUGUUACUAGUCUGAAAAUCAAACUCCUAUAUGCACAAUAUCGAGGGAGGAUCUGCUUUUGCUUGCCUGCACUUUCUUUCUUCUUUUUUUUAAUAUCAAAUAAUUUGGGACCUCAUGAUUACCAUGGCCAUUUGUCUUAACCGCUAAUACUCAGUUCUGUCAUAGGUGAGCUAUGCAUUGUGAAUCUUGGACCUGUGCAUAUGUGUGUAAUGUAAUUUUCAGACAUACUUGUAGACCUGUACAGUUGAAUGUAUGGGCGUUUUGUUUUGUGUCAUUCACUGAGCCAAACACAGGACUCUGUUUGUAGAAAUUGCAUUGCUACAACAAUAUAGCAUGAUGGAAUAGUCAGUAGGAAGACGUUGAAUUGUGGAGCUAGUGCUGUUGUCUCAUCGAGUGAUACUGUAGCUUUAAGUCAUAAACAGAAACAUAUAGGGAGCAGACGUUUGUGGGAGUCAGAACUGCAUCGCUUUCAGCUGAAAUGCUCCCUCUUUGAUUUUGUUUUUAAAUCAUAUCCUUUAAUAAUAUACUGUACAUCCCUUUUUACAGCCAUAUUUUCAUUCCAUCGAUUGUGAAGUACACAGGGAGAAUAAUACAAUACAUUUUGAAAAAAAAAAAGAAGUGAAAAAAACAUUGUAAAUAUCACAUUGAGAAAAAAAAAAAAGAUCUACUUAAAUUGUACUGUACUUUCUAAACCCAUAUGAAAAUGUAUCUACAAUUUGUAGAUAUGUGUACUUUUGAUUUAAUAAAAUAAGAUUAUAAAACAUACUUUAUUUCUAUUCCAAGUCUUUAUUGGCCGGCUGUCAGAGGAAACUACGCUAUCAGUUGACCCCAUGCUCCCACAAUGGAGCUUUCAUGACAAAUGGCUCUCCUUUUAUUGGCCCGCAACGACCCACUGGAAUAUUCUGGCAUGUGUCUCUUUUAUAGUCUGGUGUAACUGAACCCCUUUAGAUACAAAACACAAAUCUACUGUUGAUGGUCAUAACUAAUGAGCCUUGUCUUGAUGGAUUGGUUUAUGCCUCCACGUGAUGAUAGAUCUGCAGUCACAACAUGACUGGUGUUAUUUCUGCAGCUGCGAUAAUAAAAGAAAAAGUGGA
This is a messenger RNA of Sebastes umbrosus (honeycomb rockfish), 3826 nucleotides long. RefSeq names its product ras-related protein Rab-8A. The record is from RefSeq and is a predicted model, not a curated record. Gene Ontology annotation, molecular function: GTPase activity; GTP binding. The transcript is spliced from 8 exons. Gene Ontology annotation, biological process: regulation of exocytosis; protein secretion; protein localization to plasma membrane. Lineage: Eukaryota; Metazoa; Chordata; Actinopteri; Perciformes; Sebastidae. The coding region runs from base 97 to 717 and encodes 206 amino acids. Gene Ontology annotation, cellular component: synaptic vesicle; trans-Golgi network transport vesicle; plasma membrane.